AAAGGGGGCACCUUGGUUUAGAGCAGACCAUUCUUAACAACUAUGGAAUCAGCAAUCAGCAUACUUUGAUGAUUCAAAUUCAAACUCUGAUUAUUAUUUUUAGUUAUCCGAAAUUAUUUCAUUUCCUAAAUCUAAAGCCCCUCAUUUCUAGGGUUCCAAGAAUUUCAAAUUUGUUACUGAUAUCCAUCGAUUAAACAAACAAUCCACCAGUUUCUAGGGUUCCUCACUUCGUCUCUGUGUGUUUACUUACACACGCAUGAUCGAGGAGGAUGUAUAGCAAUUUCAAAGAGCAGGCGAUCGAGUAUGUGCGGCAAGCGGUGCAGGAGGACAAUGCGGGGAACUACGCCAAGGCGUUCCCGCUGUACAUGAACGCCUUGGAAUACUUCAAGACUCACCUCAAGUACGAGAAGAACCCCAAGAUCAAGGAGGCCAUCACCCACAAGUUCACGGAGUACUUGCGCCGUGCGGAGGAGAUCCGAGCUGUGCUUGAUGAGGGCGGCACCGGCCCCGGCCCCGCUUCCAACGGGGAUGCGGCCGUGGCUUCCAGGUCUAAGACCAAGCCUAAGGAUGGGGAGGACGGGGAGGAUCCUGAGCAGUCCAAGCUCCGGGCUGGGCUCAACUCGGCGAUCGUUAGAGAAAAGCCUAAUGUCAAGUGGAGUGAUGUUGCCGGGCUAGAGAGCGCCAAGCAGGCCUUGCAGGAGGCUGUGAUUUUGCCUGUUAAGUUUCCUCAGUUUUUCACUGGCAAGAGGCGCCCAUGGAGAGCUUUUCUUUUAUAUGGUCCUCCUGGAACAGGGAAGUCCUACUUAGCUAAGGCUGUUGCUACUGAGGCAGAGUCAACAUUUUUCAGUGUAUCAUCAUCUGACCUUGUUUCAAAGUGGAUGGGGGAAAGUGAAAAGCUUGUUUCUAACCUUUUCGAAAUGGCUCGUGAGAGUGCUCCUUCCAUUAUAUUCAUUGAUGAAAUAGAUUCCUUGUGUGGACAACGUGGGGAAGGAAAUGAGAGUGAAGCAUCCAGGCGUAUCAAAACAGAGCUACUUGUGCAGAUGCAGGGGGUUGGACAUAAUGAUGAUAAAGUUCUUGUCCUUGCAGCCACAAAUACUCCGUAUGCUCUUGAUCAGGCAAUUAGGAGACGAUUUGACAAGCGGAUAUACAUCCCUCUACCAGACUUGAAGGCACGGCAGCACAUGUUCAAAGUUCAUUUAGGGGACACCCCUCACGACUUGAGUGAAAGUGGCUUCGAAGAUUUGGCUCAUAAAACGGAAGGUUUUUCUGGCUCUGAUAUAUCUGUUUGUGUUAAAGAUGUCCUCUUUGAACCUGUUCGUAAAACACAAGAUGCUAUGUUCUUCAUUAAGACUUCUAAUGAUACAUGGAUGCCAUGUGGACCAAAGCAACCAGGUGCUGUCCAAACAAAUAUCCAAGAGCUUGCUGCAAACGGGCUUGCUUCAAAGAUCAUUCCCCCACCCAUUACAAAGACAGAUUUCGAUAAGGUGCUUGCACGACAAAGGCCGACAGUGAGCAAAUCUGAUCUCGACGUGCACGAGAGAUUUACACAGGAGUUUGGAGAGGAAGGUUGAUGAAACUGACAUGAUUUGCGUUCACCAUUGCUUUGUUCAUGUGCUUGUUCUCCCUCCUAUGUUUUCGUCUACUUGUUCAAGGCAGUACAUAUCAAUCUGAGGCCUCUUGUAAUGGGAAAUGAACAUGAAUUUCAAUGGUAUUAUGGAUUGCUUGUAUUUAUCCAACUGGAAAUGUAACAUUCAGAUUCCUGAGUUGCAAUUACUGUCAAUAUUCAAGUGAUCCAUUUUCCGGCCA
Ipomoea nil (Japanese morning glory) is the source of this 1806-nucleotide messenger RNA. Its product is annotated as protein SUPPRESSOR OF K(+) TRANSPORT GROWTH DEFECT 1-like. The record is from RefSeq and is a predicted model, not a curated record. The transcript has 8 exons. Bases 270 to 1571 code for a protein of 433 amino acids. Gene Ontology annotation, biological process: endosomal transport; vacuole organization. NCBI's taxonomy places the organism in Eukaryota, Viridiplantae, Streptophyta, Magnoliopsida, Solanales, Convolvulaceae. Gene Ontology annotation, molecular function: ATP hydrolysis activity; ATP binding.